This is a messenger RNA of Epinephelus fuscoguttatus (brown-marbled grouper), 738 nucleotides long. Its product is annotated as peptidyl-prolyl cis-trans isomerase-like. Gene Ontology annotation, molecular function: peptidyl-prolyl cis-trans isomerase activity. NCBI's taxonomy places the organism in Eukaryota, Metazoa, Chordata, Actinopteri, Perciformes, Serranidae. The coding region runs from base 93 to 590 and encodes 165 amino acids. The record is from RefSeq and is a predicted model, not a curated record. Gene Ontology annotation, biological process: protein folding; protein peptidyl-prolyl isomerization. Gene Ontology annotation, cellular component: intracellular membrane-bounded organelle. The transcript has 5 exons.
CAUGCACAUAAAGACGUCGAUGAAGUGCGUGUGAGGCGUUGUUCUUUCAAGUGCGUUUCCACACUGCAACCACACCAUACGCGCAUUGAAACAUGGCAAACCCCAGGGUUUACUUUGACAUCACCAUCGGUGGACAAGCAGCCGGCAGGAUUGAAAUGGAGCUUCGGGCUGAUGUGGUCCCAAAGACUGCAGAAAAUUUCCGAGCUCUGUGCACCGGAGAGAAAGGGUUUGGCUACAAGAACUCCAAGUUUCACCGAAUCAUCCCUGGUUUCAUGUGCCAGGGCGGGGACUUCACCAGGGGCAAUGGAACUGGAGGCAAAUCCAUCUAUGGGGAGAAGUUUGCUGACGAGAACUUCACGUUGAAGCACAAAGGGAAGGGCACGCUGUCCAUGGCUAACGCCGGGCCCAACACCAAUGGGUCCCAGUUCUUCAUCUGCACAGCUGACACUGACUGGCUGAACGGGAAGCACGUGGUGUUUGGCAAAGUUGUGGCGGGCAGUGACGUUGUUGACAAAAUGGAGAAAGAAGGCACUCCAAACAGUGGCAAAACUAAACAAGAUGUUGUCAUUGCCGACUGUGGUCAACUAUAAUAGUGCAACAAAGCUCUGUUGGGUUUAUACUUACUCAGCCACAUUCGUUGUGUAAUAAUUUGUACGUUCUAAACUGUCCCUUAAGGACCACACUCAAAAUCUGGAUAAAAUGAUGUGGAUGGUGUAAAUAAAGCAACAUGAAAGCUGA